Messenger RNA from Pediculus humanus corporis (human body louse), 1470 nucleotides. RefSeq names its product glycosyl transferase, putative. Gene Ontology annotation, molecular function: GDP-Man:Man(3)GlcNAc(2)-PP-Dol alpha-1,2-mannosyltransferase activity. The coding region runs from base 1 to 1470 and encodes 489 amino acids. Lineage: Eukaryota; Metazoa; Arthropoda; Insecta; Psocodea; Pediculidae. Gene Ontology annotation, biological process: protein N-linked glycosylation. The transcript is spliced from 9 exons. The record is from RefSeq and is a predicted model, not a curated record. Gene Ontology annotation, cellular component: endoplasmic reticulum membrane.
AUGGGGAAAUCUAUUAAAAUUUUUAUGCAAAUUUUAUUUUCAAUAUUACAAAUAAUAUUUUUUUUAAUAUGCAGUGUUUGUUUAUGGCUUUUAAUUGCAAUUCCAGUUAUAUUUACAUAUUAUAGAUUUAAAUUUUAUAAGAAAACUAAAAAUUCAACAUUGCAUAUUGGUAUUUUUCAUCCCUAUUGCAACGAUGGAGGAGGAGGAGAAAGAGUUUUGUGGGCAGCUGUGAAAAACAUUUUCGAAAAGUACCCUAAAACAAACAUUGUUGUUUACACUGGAGAUGUCGAAUAUUCACCAGAAGAAAUACUAUCAAAAGUACAACAAAGAUUUAAUUUAAAUUUUCAAGGAAAAUUAGAGUUUGCUUAUUUAAAUCACAGAAAAUGGAUCGAACCAGUAAAAUACCCUUAUUUUACUUUACUCGGACAAUCGUUGGGGUCCAUUUUUUUAGGUAUGGAAGCCCUCUCGCUCCAUCAGCCAGAUUUAUUCAUAGAUACCAUGGGCUAUGCAUUUACCUAUCCUUUAUUUAAAUACAUUGGACAUUGUAAGAUAGCGACAUACACUCAUUAUCCUACGAUAACCACGGACAUGUUAAAAAUUGUUUCAAAACGAGUUUCUACUUAUAAUAAUAGGCAAUUUGUAGCGAAAUCUCCUUUUUUAACUGGUGGAAAAUUAAUUUAUUAUAAAAUAUUUGCAUGGCUUUAUGGCAUGGUAGGAAGAACUGCAGAUAUAGUUAUGGUAAAUUCCACUUGGACUGAACAACACAUAAAUGAACUCUGGCAACAACCCAUGUCGACUCAUUGCGUUUAUCCUCCUUGUGCUAUUGAAAAUUUAAUCAGCAUACCGAGAGAUAAUGUAGAUCAAAAAGGUUUAAUUAAAAUUUUGUCCAUCGGACAAUUCAGACCGGAAAAAAAUCAUCCUUUACAACUGAGAGCUUUGUAUCAGCUCAGAGGAUUGAUAUCGGAAGAGCUUUGGAACAGGGUUCAGUUGGUUUUGGUUGGUGGUUGUAGAAAUGCAGAAGACAAAAGAAGAGUUAAAGAUAUGGAAGAUUUAUGUAAACACUUAUCGUUGGAAAAUAAUGUUGUUUUUAAAUUAAACAUACCAUACUCGGAAUUGUUGAAAGAAUUGACAGAAUCCACAAUUGGUCUUCAUGCAAUGUGGAAUGAACACUUUGGAAUAGGUGUCGUAGAAUGCAUGGCUGCAGGAUUAAUAAUGGUCGCUCACAAAUCCGGUGGUCCUAAAACGGAUAUCAUAAUCGAAACCGAAGAUAGUAGAACAGGAUUUUUAGCCGUGGACGAUGAUGAAUACGCUCAAGUUUUAGCAUUUAUAUUACAAAUGUCACAAAAGCAGAAAGAAAAAAUCAUAUUGGCAGCAAGAUCAUCCGUUCAAAGGUUUUCCGAAAAAGAAUUUGGAAAACAAUUUUUAAGAAUAAUGGAUCCUUUAUUAAAAAACGUGAAUCACUCAAUGUAA